This is a messenger RNA of Ananas comosus (pineapple), 4520 nucleotides long. RefSeq names its product leucine-rich repeat receptor protein kinase MSP1. Gene Ontology annotation, biological process: protein phosphorylation. The coding region runs from base 356 to 4279 and encodes 1307 amino acids. Gene Ontology annotation, molecular function: receptor serine/threonine kinase binding; protein kinase activity; ATP binding. The record is from RefSeq and is a predicted model, not a curated record. The transcript has 4 exons. Lineage: Eukaryota; Viridiplantae; Streptophyta; Magnoliopsida; Poales; Bromeliaceae.
GUUCCUUGCUUUAAGUUCUUAAAAAGCCUCUUUAAUCCCACUUUCUAUGGCAUCUUCCCCCCCAAAAAGUGCUUUUAGGUAGUGCUGCUUCCAGGUUUUGUGGUGAAGCUUCUUAUGCUAAAGUAAUCAUUUGGGAAGAGCCAAAUAUAAUACAAGCAUUUUGUUGACACCACUCUUUUAAAUGCUUAUUCUAGCACACUUACCUUACAAACUCAGGAUUCUGCUAUUGAUUAAGAAUGUUGCUUAUGGUUGUUCACGAGCCCCUGUUUCUGUGGAUGGAAGGUGAUAAGUUGCAAUAUUAAGAGAUAGUCUCCCUUCAAUCCAAAGGCUAAAAAAAACAAAAAAAAAACUACAAAUGAGGAUGUUGGCAGGAGAAAAGAAACCUCAAAAACUUCGAACUUGCUUGUUCUUCGUCUCCCUCAUUUUCUACAUAUCCAUCUCAGAAGCAGAAGACUCGACUGGUGAUAUUAAAAAGCUGUUCACUCUCAGAGACUACCUUUCUCAGAACAGUGCUUCUGUCACAAGCUGGUUCGAUCCGGAAACUCUGCCGUGCAACUGGUUGGGUAUAACAUGUUCAUCAUCUCACACUGUUCAAGCCAUAGACUUAUCAUACGUACUGCUAACACUCCCUUUUCCGAGCUGCAUCACCGAGUUUCGAUCUCUACAUCGGCUCAACUUAAGCGGCUGUGGCUUUUCAGGUGAAGUCCCGGAAACUAUAGGACAGUUGCAGAAUCUUCAAUACUUGGAUUUGAGCAAGAACCAACUGUCCGGGUCCCUCCCGUCUUCACUCUUUGGAUUGGGAAUGCUCAAAGAACUGCUUUUGGGAUCCAAUUCCUUCUCCGGAAGCUUGAGCCCGAAACUCGGGGAGCUCAAAGCUCUCACAAAGCUCUCCUUGUCCCAAAACGCUUUUUCAGGGGCCAUUCCACCUGAUCUGGGUAAUAACCUUCGUGACUUGGAGCUUCUUGAUUUGAGCUUUAACUCUUUCACUGGAACGCUUCCUCCGAGUUUUGCGAACCUCACCAAGCUAUUGCACCUCGAUUUGAGCCGAAAUAGCUUCACCGGGCCGAUCUUUCCUAAUAUAGAUUCACUGGAGUAUCUCUUAUCUCUUGAUCUAUCUUCAAACAAUUUGAUAGGGACUUUACCGAAGGAAAUCGGCAAGUUGGCUAGUAUUGAAUCGCUUUGGCUUGGACCAAACAGCUUCUCGGGAAGCAUCCCUGCAGAGAUUGGCUUUCUGACGAAGCUGAAAAUUCUGUCACUGCAAGAUUGCAAGUUAACAGGAAAAAUUCCCAGAGAAAUCUCCAACCUUAAAAGUUUGACAGAUUUGGAAAUAUCAGAAAAUAGCUUCGAGGGCCAGCUGCCCCAAGGAAUUGGGGAGUUGAAAGAUCUUGUGUACUUACUUGCUUCGACUACCGGACUUAGUGGGCUAAUUCCGGAGCAAUUAGGCCACUGCAAGAAGCUGAAGAUUUUAGAUUUAUCUUUCAAUUCCUUUUCGGGUCCUCUACCGGAUACUCUCGCCGAAUUAGUAUCACUCAACACAUUCAUUGUCGAAGCGAAUCAAUUGACCAGUCCAAUUCCGGCGUGGAUUCAAAAUUGGAAGAUGGCCAUUACAAUAAAGUUGGACAGGAAUCAAUUCGGCGGGCCAUUGCCGCUAUUUAAUUUACAGUAUUUGACUUCAUUCUCUGCAGAUGCAAACAGACUGUCGGGAGAAAUCCCUUCAAAGAUCUGCGAGUCUAAGUCGCUGAAUAUUCUCUCUCUAUCUGAGAAUGACUUAACCGGAAGCAUCGAAGAAACGUUCAGAGAAUGUGCGAAUCUCACUGAUCUGAUCUUAAUAGGGAACAAUUUUUAUGGGGAAAUUCCGGGCUAUUUAGGUGAAUUGCCCCUUGUUACUCUCGAAUUGGCAGAAAAUAACUUCACCGGGGAGCUCCCCGACGGGCUGUGGAAGUCUUCGACUAUUAUGGAAAUAUAUCUCAGCAAUAAUCAAUUAAUGGGCCGAAUUCCUGAGAAAGUUGGUGAACUCACUGGGCUACAGAGACUGCUACUGGACGACAACUUCUUCGAAGGAUCGAUCCCGAGCUCGAUCGGCAAAUUAGGAAAUUUGACUAACCUGUCUCUCCACGGCAACAGAUUAUCAGGAGGCAUCCCUCUUGAUCUCUUCAACUGCACGAAUCUUAUAGCACUCGACCUUGGAUCAAACAACCUGACGGGCGCCAUUCCGAAAGCGAUUUCUCAGUUGAAACUGCUCGAUAACUUGGUUUUAUCCGACAACCGACUCUCUGGUGAAAUCCCGGGGGAAAUAUGUGACGGGUUUCAGCAAAUAGCUUACCCCGACUCCGAAUUCAAUCAGCAUUAUGGCGUUCUCGAUCUCUCCUACAACAAUUUGAUCGGCCAAAUUCCAGCAGCAAUCAAGAACUGCGCCGUGCUGAAAGAGCUUCGGUUGCAAGGUAACAUGAUCAACGGUAGCAUCCCUCCUGAGCUCGCUGAACUGUCGAAUCUGACACAAAUCGAUCUCUCCUACAAUAACCUCACUGGCCCGGUCCUUCCGAAUCUGUCCCCUUUGACAAACCUACAAGGCCUAAUUUUGUCCAAUAACCAGUUAAGCGGCCUCAUUCCUAGAGAGGUGGGAUCCAUUUUACCGAGCCUAGUGAAGCUCAAUUUGUCCAGCAAUUCACUCACUGGUCCGUUUCCGAAAUCAUUAUUUGAUAUAAAAACUCUCACAGAUGUUGAUAUAAGCCAAAAUUUCCUUUAUGGGUCCAUCCCAUUUUCCGAUUUCAUCGGACAAGAGAUCAACUCCCUCCUCCUAUUCAAUGCAAGCAACAACAAUUUCUCCGGAACUAUUCCGACUUCUAUCUCCAAUUUCACUUCGCUCGCCGUUCUCGAUCUCCACAAUAACAGCCUCGCUGGAAGCUUACCGAUUUCGCUUUCAAAUCUCGAUUACCUGACAUAUCUUGAUCUCUCAAACAACAACUUCGAGAAUGCGAUCCCCUGUGGAAUUUGCAGCAUAGUCGGGCUCUCAUUCGUGAACUUCUCCGGCAACAGAUUCGACAGCUUCACUUCUGAAAAUUGUGCUGCAGCAACCAAUUCUUGUGCCGCAAACCACGUUGUCCCUUCAGUAGCCUACCUGCCUCCUCGAGCUUUAAAGAGAUCGUCGGUUUGGGGAAUCACGAUCGGUAUAGCUCUCGGCUUCGUCGUCCUCGCAAUCAGCUUGCUUCGAUGGAAAGUGUUUCGAAAGAAGUCACUAGCUCUUGUCGUCUCUUCGAGCAAAGCCAAGCCGACUGCCGUCGAACCGGCUUCUAGCGACGAGCUUCUCGGUAAGAAGCUGAAGGAGCCUUUGAGCAUCAACCUCGCCACAUUCGAGCACGCCCUGCUGCGACUAACUCUCGACGAUAUCUUGAAAGCAACCGAGAGCUUCAGCAAAGUCCGCAUCAUCGGUGACGGCGGGUUCGGAACGGUUUACAAAGCGGCCCUUCCUGAAGGCCGCAAAGUCGCGAUCAAGCGGCUGCACGGGGGCAGCCAGUUCCAAGGCGACCGCGAAUUCUUGGCUGAAAUGGAAACAAUCGGUAAAGUGAAGCACCGGAAUUUGGUGCCGUUGCUCGGGUACUGCGUCUUCAGCGACGAACGGUUCCUGAUCUACGAGUACAUGGAGAACGGCAGCCUCGAAGUCUGGCUGAGAAACCGAGCUGAUGCCGUGGAAGCUCUUUCAUGGCCUGCUAGAUUCAAAAUUUGCCUUGGAUCCGCCCGCGGGCUCGCGUUCCUGCACCAUGGAUUCGUCCCCCACAUCAUCCACCGCGACAUGAAAUCGAGCAACAUCCUGCUCGAUGAGAGCUUCGAGCCGAGGGUCUCCGACUUCGGCCUCGCGCGCAUCAUCAGCGCAUGCGAGACCCACGUGAGCACCGAUCUCGCGGGCACAUUCGGGUACAUCCCCCCGGAGUACGGGCUCACAAUGAAAUCGACCGCGAAGGGCGACAUGUACAGCUUCGGCGUGGUGAUGUUGGAGCUGCUGACGGGACGGGCACCGAUCGGGCAGGAGGAGGGGGAGGGGGGCGGGAAUUUGGUCGGCUGGGUGCGGUGGAUGGCCGGAAAAGGGAAGCAGAAUGAGGUGUUCGAUCCGUGCUUGCCGGUGGCAGGUCUGUGGAGGGAGCAGAUGGCGCGCAUGCUCGCGGUCGCAAACGCGUGCACGGCCGAUGAGCCCUGGAAGAGGCCCAGCAUGCUGGAGGUGGUGAAGAUGCUCAAGGAGAUCAGGAUGAUCGAGUCAGGGGAUGUCGUCGCCGGAGAUCUGUGAUGAUGAUCAGGGGUAUGUUAUUCUCAGUGAUUGAAACAUGUUGUAUUGCUGAUGCUAUAUAUACAUAUACAUGUUAUGCAGGACAGCAGAUGAUGAUAUAUAGUAAUAAUUUGACUAUUAAUUAAAUAGACUUUUAGUUUAUGUUGGUUGUAAGUUUGGAACUGAGUGGAGUUUGGAAGUGCUUUAAUGUUGUGUUCAAAUGUUGUAGUCUUUCUUAAUUUCCAUUAUAUGAAAUAUAAUA